AUGCAUAAUUUUCGUAAACUAAUUCGCAUCAAACACGUCCUGAAAGAAGUUUUCCCAAUAAUAUACAGAAAUGUCCACUCUACACCGAAACCCAAUAAUAAGAAACCUUUUUUCAUAAUUUUGUCAGUAUUUGGUCUCACAUCUUAUUACUACCUCCAUCUGGUUCCAAAAUGGUUGGAUAAGAAAACUCUCACCGAAAAGUCAAGUUUGGAAUAUGACGAAGUAUUGAAUCAAGAAAAUAUUGACUCAAAUAUCAGAUCCAAAUUGUGCACUAACGAAGAAAGUGCCAAAGCGCAGUUUAAUUUCAUAGACAAAGUGGUGAAGAAAUGUGCACCCGGAGUUUUUCAUAUCUACAUAACGAAUACAAAAACCAAUACUAAGCAAGAAAUUGGAUCAUCCCCGUUCGUUUAUGGUUCAGGUUUCGUCAUAAGAGAAGAUGGUUGGGCGUUAACAAACGCUCACGUCGUUCUCAAUAAAGAUUCUUUCAUAUCUUGUAAAAUGUCUGACGGAACAGUUUACAGUGCGGAAAUUGUUGAUAUAGAUGUGAACAUCGAUGUUGCUCUUCUUAAACUGGAUACAGACAGAGAACUCACGGCUUUACCUUUGGAAGAACCUGGAGUUGUCGAUGUUGGUGAAUGGGUAGUAGCCCUGGGAAGUCCGUUAUGUCUGAGUAACUCUAUUUCUGUAGGUGUCGUAAGUUCUGUUAAUCGAUCUGCUAAGGAAUUAGGACUUAAGAAUUAUUCAAUGUCGUACAUUCAAACUGAUGCGCUCAUCACCUUCGGCAACUCUGGUGGUCCUUUAGUUAACAUCAAUGGCAAAGUUAUAGGCAUAAGCAGUUUACGGCUCACUUCGGGAAUAUCAUUCGCCAUCCCUGUAGACUUUUGUUUGAAGUUUUUGAGGAAUUGCAGAACAUUCAACCCCACCAACCAUUCCGAUAGUUCCAGAGAGGAUGGUGAGAUGACACUUUUCGGUCUUACAACCAUUCCGAUAACUUCCGAUGUGCUGAUAGACCUCAUGCAGAAAAAACUUUUGACAUUUCCAAAAGAUGUAGAUGAAGGUCUCCUCGUAUGGAAAAUAUUGGAAGGCAGCUUAGCUCAAGAGUAUGGUCUCUCUGCAGGUGAUGUCAUAACACAUAUUAAUGGGGUUCCAGUCAAAUUUGCCGCUGAUAUCUAUAAGCUGAAAUCACAAAAGAAAAAUGUCGAAUUUGUUAUCAUCAAGAAGGCUACACAAGAAGAAAUAUCAUUAACUAUACCACUGAAUAAAGAUAUUAACUGA
This is a messenger RNA of Coccinella septempunctata (seven-spotted ladybird), 1275 nucleotides long. RefSeq names its product serine protease HTRA2, mitochondrial-like. The coding region runs from base 1 to 1275 and encodes 424 amino acids. The transcript has a single exon. The record is from RefSeq and is a predicted model, not a curated record. Gene Ontology annotation, biological process: proteolysis; positive regulation of apoptotic process; programmed cell death. Gene Ontology annotation, molecular function: serine-type endopeptidase activity; protein binding. Lineage: Eukaryota; Metazoa; Arthropoda; Insecta; Coleoptera; Coccinellidae.